AUGGCACGACGACAAGAAGCCGUGUUUCUGCUCGCAUGGGCUUUUGCUCUUGUAGCUGUGUCUUCAGCUGCAAUCGUGGAACACACAUUCAAUGUGGAAAACGUGACGGUGAGUAAAUUAUGCCGGAAGCAUGUGAUCACUGCAGUGAACGGAACUCUUCCCGGCCCAACGAUUCAAGUGACGGAGGGUGACACCCUCGUCAUUCGUGUCCACAACAUGUCCCCGUACAACAUCACUAUUCACUGGCAUGGAGUGUUUCAACUAUUGAGUGGCUGGUCAGAUGGACCGAAUUACAUUACGCAGUGUCCCAUACAUCCCGGACACAGUUAUAUCUACAAAUUUACCAUCACUAAACAGGAAGGCACGCUCUGGUGGCAUUCUCACGUCUCGUUGCUCCGCGCCACAGUCUAUGGUGCUCUCAUCAUCCUCCCCAAGUCGGGUCACUACCCAUUUCCCACACCUCACAAACAAAUUCCGAUUAUUCUAGGAGAGUGGUGGAACGCAAAUGUGAUUGAUAUAGAGAACCAGGCCCAAGCGCUUGGCGUGGGGCCUAACAUUUCAGAUGCAUUCACCAUCAAUGGAAGGCCCGGAGAUCUCUAUCCUUGCUCCAAAAAGCAUACCUACAAGCUGAAGGUGGUGCAUGGAAAGACCUACAUGCUUCGCAUCAUCAAUGCUGCACUCAAUAACCAACUCUUCUUCAGGAUAGCCAAUCACAAGUUCACCGUCGUCGCCGUCGAUGCCUCAUACACCGACCCCUACGUCACCGAUGUCGUCGUCCUUGCCCCGGGCCACACAGUCGACGUGCUCCUCACCACAGACCAGACCCCGGGGGCCUACUACAUGGCAGCCCGCCCGUAUGUUAGCGCCCAAAAUGCUCCGCCGCCCGAUAAUACCACCACGACUGGGAUUCUCAUUUACGACCAGUUUCCCUACACAAGCCCAAUCAUGCCUCUCCUGCCGGCACUCAACGAUACCCCGACGGCCCACAAGUUCUAUAGCAACUUGACCAGCCUCGUGGGGAGCCCGAACUGGAUGCCGGUGCCGACUAAGCUGGACGAGCAAAUGCUCGUGACCAUCGGAUUGAGCAUCUCCCCGUGCGGAUCCAAUGCCACGUGUCAGCUUCUCCCGAAUGUCCCAACCCUCCGGUUGUCGGCAAAUAUGAACAACGCGUCGUUCCAAUUCCCCACAAGCCUGUCCCUCUUGCAAGCACACUUCUUCAACGUGAAAGGGAUCUACACCGCCGAUUUCCCCGACCAGCCUCCGCUGAAAUUCGAUUACACGAACCCCGCCAACAGCAACAGCACAGCGUUGGCGUUCGUGCUCAAAAGCACAAGGGUGAAGCAAGUGAAGUACAACGCGACAGUCGAGAUCGUGUUCCAGGACACGACCAUCAUCGGCGCAGAGAAUCACCCUAUGCACUUGCACGGCUUCAAUUUUCACUUGGUGGGACAAGGGUUCGGGAACUUCGACCCGGUCAAGGAUCGGAAGAAGUACAAUCUCUUUAACCCAGUGAUACGUAACACGGUCGCUGUGCCCGUGGGAGGUUGGGCUGCCAUCAGAUUCCGAGCAAAUAAUCCAGGUGUAUGGAUAUUGCACUGCCACCUGGACGCCCACUUGCCGCUGGGACUAGCGACGGCUUUUGUCGUCGAGAAUGGGCCGACUCGGUCGUCGACAUUGCCUCCACCUCCUCCUGAUCUGCCUCAAUGUUAGGACCGAGAGUACACUGAACACGCUAUAUUUAAUUUUUCCAUUCUUUCUUCGUGCAACCCCAUUGUGAUACACAGUCAUCUCUAGCUUCAUUGCUUCGACAAUGCCAAUACACUGAAGCGAGUUCAUGUUUUCUCAACCUUUGGUUCAAAUACAUUCCUUAUUUGACCCUGCCA
This is a messenger RNA of Syzygium oleosum, 1883 nucleotides long. Its product is annotated as laccase-7-like. The record is from RefSeq and is a predicted model, not a curated record. Gene Ontology annotation, molecular function: hydroquinone:oxygen oxidoreductase activity; copper ion binding. Gene Ontology annotation, biological process: lignin catabolic process. NCBI's taxonomy places the organism in Eukaryota, Viridiplantae, Streptophyta, Magnoliopsida, Myrtales, Myrtaceae. The transcript has 6 exons. Gene Ontology annotation, cellular component: apoplast. The coding region runs from base 1 to 1710 and encodes 569 amino acids.